Paramecium octaurelia is the source of this 2412-nucleotide messenger RNA. The record is from the annotation of a GenBank genome assembly. Lineage: Eukaryota; Ciliophora; Oligohymenophorea; Peniculida; Parameciidae.
AUGUAUUCAACAUACAAGCACAUCUUUAAACAAAUGAAUGAUAUAAUGCAGGAUCCCAUCAUCAAUGAAUUUUUAUCAGUCAAAUAGAUUGAGGACAAUAUUCCUGACAGAAAGAACAUUAUUAAAUUUGGAUUGAUACUCAAACAAAUAGACUAGUUUGUGAAAGAGCAAAUGAUAAUUGAAUAAAAAAUAAAAGGUAAAUUAUUGGCUAUCAUCAAAUAUGACAAGUCUUUUCCCAAAUUUGUGAAUUUCAUCUAAAUAAUUAAUAAUGAGUAUACUAUUGAAUUUUCAUAAGCACAUCUUGAUGAACUUAGUCAUAUUACUGAUAGUCAUACUGACGACUUGUACACCUUAUAAGAUAUCAUAUACGAAGUUGUGAAAAGAAUUAAAACCAGAGUCAAUGUGGAGCAUCUCAAAUAUUUGCUCGAUCAAUAAAUUUAGCAUCCCAUUUCCACGAAACUCUAUUAAAUCAAUCAACCUCCCACAUUAAUAUAUUUGUUAUAGCACAACGAGAGAAUAAUAUUCAUUUUAAUUGCUGUUUGUAAUCAAGAGCAGAUUCCCUUGCCUUGUUUCAUUAAUUGUUUAUGUUUGACAGGAGAUCAGAUGAAAUUGAGGAUAGACUAAAAUCUAGAAAGAACCAUAUUGUCAAUUGUUUAAGUAAAGAAGGUGGCUGAAGAAUUGGGUUAUAACAAUGUAUCAUUAGCAGAACAAGGGCUUCUAGAACUGAAAUUGCAAUAUUAUAAGCAAUAUUUAGAGAUACCUGAAUAAGACUUAAUUGAUUCCACAUUAUCGGUUCUAGUAAUGAAAGGAAUAGAAGUAAAUUAAAUGCAAAUAAGAAAUUUGUUGACUCAAACAUCAAAAAUUUAGAAUUCUCCUUAAAUCAAUCGAUUGAAAACUCUAUUUAAUUAACUAUUAGAGACAUCAUAACAAAUGACAGAAAGAAGAUAACAAAAUAGAAAUCUCAAAGUCAAUAUUGUAAUUGUCUUAAAAUAAGUGAUUACAAAAAUGAUAAAGGAUAAAACAGGAUUCCCAUAAAUUAUAAAUUUGAUGAAAUUAAGAAAUGGGAACCUUAAAUUUGAUACCACUGAUACAGUACUAAGGAAAUAUUUUUAAUAUAUUUAAAAACCACUUGUUGAACUUUAUAGUGUUACUAGUUUCACUCAAUUAAACAACUUUUGUAGAACUUCAGUAUUGAAUCCAACAGAAUAAUGCGAGGCUGAAAUAAUUGAGAAAAUGCUUGAAUUAGUGUAUUAGGAGCGUUCAAAAUAUUUGGUUGAGUUAAAGAGUAUUUUCGAAGAAUCAAAAUAAACUAGCAAUAGUUUACUCAUGAUACUCAGUAUUUGUCAAGAGAAAUCAAAUAAGCCUCUUGAAAAAUCGGAUAAAAUUGAGAUUCUAUUUUAGAUAAAAGUGUUGAUAGAAUAAUUGUUGUCAUAUACAGAAAAAAACAAAAUAAUUGAACUGGAUAGUGAUGAAGAGUUAAAGAAAUUAUAGAAGAUAUGAUCACUAAUUGGAAUUGAAUUAUAAUUUAUAUAAAUAUUUUAUUUACAGCAAAUUUAUAACAUUAAUAUAAAAUCAUUAAAUUAAUUUGUUAGGAAGAGCAUAAUUACACAUCUGCGAAAUAAAACAAAUAGAUUAACAAGAUUAUAUUAAGAAUUAAAAUGCUGGAUUAUUAUAAUAAGAUGAAGUUGAUUAGAAUGAUGGUUAGUCAAAGUCUAUCAAUUACAUAAGACCAAGACCAUUUUCACAUGAAAAUAAUAGGGAAUGCAAACUAGACGUUGUAUGUCAUGAAAAUGAAUGCAAAAUUUUAUAAAAAUUAUGCUGCUAAGAAUGUGCACAUUUUGUUCAUCCAAAUCAUAAAACUGAUAGUUUAGAUUGGUACAUUAAUCACAUUAGAGAAAAGAUUAAGCGUAGGCACCGAGUGUAGCAAACUACAACUCAUGAAAUUUCGGUAUUGAAGAGUGAACAAAGGAAAAGAGGUUGAAAUAUAUAAUCAAGUAAUUGAAAAAAGUUGAAAAGGAGUGUAGAUCUAUAGAAGAUACAACAGAAUAUAAAAAUAAGAUUAAGUUGAGUUCCACCUCAAGAAAGGAGGCAUUUGAUAAAAUGAUAAGACUACUCAAACUUGUCAGACAUCAAAAUUUAGAUUAAUUUAAAUAACAUCAUUAAGAAUUUUUGGUUAAAGAUGAUUAAUUCUUUUUAGUUGAUGAAAGAGAGAGGUAAAAAUUACAACAAAAUUAAUUCUUAUAAACAUAAUAAUAAGAAGAAAUAAAGGCAUUGAGAUUGACAGGUGGUCUAUGGGAAAGAAACAUGAAUAAACUGGCUGGUGCUUUAAAGCGGUUUACAAAACGAAUGUUGUCACAUAGUAAAAAUGAGUAUUAGGCCAAAUUCAGCUACCCAUAAUAUUGUCCUGGUUGA